Silurus meridionalis is the source of this 1657-nucleotide messenger RNA. It is a transcript of the gene adhfe1, whose product is annotated as alcohol dehydrogenase iron containing 1. NCBI's taxonomy places the organism in Eukaryota, Metazoa, Chordata, Actinopteri, Siluriformes, Siluridae. Gene Ontology annotation, cellular component: mitochondrion. Gene Ontology annotation, molecular function: metal ion binding; alcohol dehydrogenase (NAD+) activity. The transcript is spliced from 14 exons. The coding region runs from base 92 to 1501 and encodes 469 amino acids. The record is from RefSeq and is a predicted model, not a curated record.
UCGGGGAGGGUCGUAAAGCAUAAAGCAGUGCGAGUCCAAGAACCGGGCAGGAGACGUGGAUUGGGAAAAACAGCACACACACGGCGCGGUCAUGGCUGCUCGCGACAGGGUGACACAUUUACUUAGGCAGCUUGUCGUUCAAGCGUGCAGAUGUCCUGCUCACUCUUCCACACAUUCUGUCCACAUCAAUCAGUCAGGUGCUGAUCUUUCCUUUGGGAGAAAAACUGACUUUGCUUUUGAGAUGGCCUGCUCUAAUGUCAGAUAUGGAAAGGGUGUGACCAGAGAAAUUGGCAUGGACAUGCAAAAUAUGGGUGCACAAAAUGUGUGUUUGAUGACGGACAGGAACCUGUCCAGACUGCCUCCAGUAACAGCAGUGUUGGACUCACUAUUAAGACAUGGUGUGAAGUAUGAAUGCUAUGAUGGUGUGAGGGUGGAACCUACUGAUAACAGUUUUAAAGAAGCUAUUGAUUUUGUGAAGAAAAGGAAUUUUGAUGCAUAUGUAGCUGUUGGUGGUGGAUCUGUGAUUGACACCUGUAAAGCGGCCAAUCUUUACGCAUGCCACCCGGAGGCUGACUUUCUGGAUUUUGUCAAUGCACCAGUUGGAAAAGGAAAGCCAGUUACCCAACCAUUGAAGCCUCUUAUUGCAGUUCCGACUACAGCAGGUACUGGGAGUGAGACCACGGGGGUAGCAAUAUUUGAUUUUGAAUACCUGAAAGCUAAAACAGGUAUAGCAAGUCGAUCACUGAAGCCUACUUUGGCAAUGGUGGAUCCACUUCACACACUGCACAUGCCGGACAGAGUCGCUGCCAACAGUGGUUUUGACGUACUCUGCCAUGCUUUGGAAUCCUACACUGCUUUGCCAUAUAACAAGAGGAGUCCUUGUCCCACCAAUCCUAUUACCCGUCCUGCCUAUCAGGGUAGCAAUCCAAUCAGUGACGUCUGGGCAAGACAUGCCCUUUGUAUAGUAGCCAAGUACUUAAAACGAGCAGUGUGUAAUCCAGAUGAUGUAGAGGCACGCUCCAGCAUGCACCUGGCAAGUGUGUUUGCUGGAAUUGGCUUUGGUAAUGCAGGAGUUCAUUUGUGUCAUGGAAUGUCAUAUCCCAUCUCUGGGAACAUUAAAACCCACAAAGCUCAAGGAUACAAUGUGGACCACCCGUUAGUGCCUCAUGGACUCUCUGUGGUUCUCACAUCCCCGGCUGUGUUUGCCUUCACUGCCUGCAUGUGCCCAGAGCGCCACUUAGAGGCAGCAGAGAUACUGGGUGCUGAUAUAAGGAAUGUGAAGAGAGAAGAUGCUGGUCGUGUGUUGUCAGAUGUACUGAGGAAACUUCUGUAUGACCUGGAAGUGGAAGAUGGCUUGUGUGAAAUUGGCUACAGUAAAGAGGAUAUUCCUGAACUGGUGAAAGGAACUAUUCCACAGGAGCGUGUGACAAAACUUGCACCAAGAUCCCACACUGAAGAGGAUCUCACUUGUUUGUUUGAAGCAUCCAUGAAACUAUACUAAACAUGCACAAUACUUCAUCUGCUUUGUUUAAGGACAAACCAAGCAUAUGGCUAUGAUUAUGAACUAUAAAUAAUUAUGAUUGGUUCAUGACUCAUUGAUUUGCUUGUUAAACAAAUAAGCAGUUAAUUUUUUUUAGGAGUAAAAUUUUCAACAUAA